Messenger RNA from Hypomesus transpacificus, 2071 nucleotides. RefSeq names its product UPF0606 protein KIAA1549L-like. Bases 1 to 519 code for a protein of 172 amino acids. NCBI's taxonomy places the organism in Eukaryota, Metazoa, Chordata, Actinopteri, Osmeriformes, Osmeridae. The record is from RefSeq and is a predicted model, not a curated record. The transcript has 3 exons.
AUGACCCAGUCCAACCCCUACCCCCCCCUCUCCAGAGGCACCCUGCCCUGCAGCAACGCACACCAGCCCAUACCCAACUACUCAGGUAACCCCAUGACAGCCGUGUAUGCCAUCCCAGCCUCCAGGCCUGGUUACCCGGACUACCUGGUGUCCUCGCCCUCCUCGCCCCCUUCCUCCUACCACAGCCCCUCCUGGAUGUCCUACCCCCCCGAGCCUGACGAGGUGCCCCCCCCACAGUGGGCUGACUCCGUGCCCCUCCCAGGGUAUGUGGAGGCCUUCCCCCACCCCCGCUACCCCCAGGGCACCACCCCCAGGCUGCCCCUACAGUACAGCCAGUCCUCGGAGGCACCCCCUAGCCCAGAGCCCGCUGCUCCCCAGGAGAGGAGGCCUGACCUGGGGGAGCCCAUGGACGGAUUCUCCCUUGGCAGCCUGUCCACCUCCGCCCUGGUCCUGGCCAUCCGGCAGGAAGUGGCCAAGUUGGCAAAGAAGCAAAGCGACAUGUUUGAGUUCCAGGUGUGAUUCUUGCCUCUUGCGCGCCCCCCCCUGGUGUUUGGGAGGCUGUACUGCAUGGUAGUCCUCUCCAACAAGCUCUGACACCAGAGCCCGGGAAUCUGAACUGUGCUCCCUGGGCACUUGUAUAGUAAGACUGAUCGAAGGUUCUUUUAAUUCUUCUGUCUUCUUUCUCAUUUUUUUUUAAAAUGUCCUCUGUCAUCCUGGGGCAAGACCACUCUGAGCAACCUGAUGCAUAUUCUGGGAUUCUAGAAUUACUGAAGAGUAACUUUUCCUUCUCAACUUGUCAAUCAUUUCAGAUCAGUUCUCUGUAGUUUUGUAUGCCAUUGUUACUUUGUACUGUAGAUAAGUCAUUAAGACAUCUUAAGACCUGCUAGCGUGAAAGAUGGCGGAUUUUGUCAAGCUGUUGAGUACAAUUGAUAUGGGAGAGAACAUGGAUCGCGGUGUAAUAAUAGUUUUCCCUCAGCAGAGACUUUUAUCAAAGUGAGAAACAGGGAGGAGAUGAGAUGCUGUCACCUCUUGGUCUGAAGUCACAGGCUCGACUACUGAGCUAUGCCAUCUCCAGUGUACAUACAAGCAUGUCCAGAAUAUGGAUGUCACUUGUCCUUCAGACCAAGCCCAUGCAGUGAAAAGAAAGGAUUUGUGUUUCUAAACAGAGGCUUGAAAAUCAUUGUUAGGCUGUAUGUUUGAAGAGGUUUGGUCUUGAACACUUAUCUUCGUGAUGACUCUUCCAACGUUACACGUUCUAAAACGAUACGAAUGAUUAGCGUUUGAAAUCGUCGUUAACGGCUAAAUCUUAACUUUUAACGUUGAGUAGUGAAAUACUGCAUAAGUGCACUUUAUUCAGUCGAAAUACACGAAGUGAGUUAGCAAAGAAACCCGUUGGUGAAUAUUGAAAGGAAAGGUCUGUCCGUAGAUUAGUUUGUUUCGAACGGAAUGUAGACACGCGAUGUCCUUGCAAUGCACGCGAUGUCCUUGCAAUGGCUUCCUGGGACAAGUCCAGCAGGACGGAUAGCUGGGGUUUCCAUGACAGCCAGGAGCGCAUGAGCAGCAACAAGAAGGCCACUCAGAGAAGUCAUCCGUCUCGCCCUUCUCUUCAGCCCUGUUAUUAAUGCAAAUGACUGUUUUGAUUUUUUACGAAUAGCUUUUUUUUUAUCAUAUAAAAACUGUACAUAUACAAAGUUGUGUUUGUUGUGUUUGUUCGAGAUGCAACGGGGACAGGCAAAAAAACACCACCUGGUGUGUGUGCGUGCGCACGCGCACGUGUAAAUACGUGAGUAAUGUCGUAAUUCCCGACUGUGUCUCUUCCGUCCAGCGUGUCUUGUGCUGCUGGAUCAGAUAAGGCCCAGGGUUGAGGUUAUAUCUUACCAUGUGCUAUACCUCAAAACGUUUCUGUCUCGAACCUGUAUAGAUGCUGAUGAGCUUUGUAAAUUAAACAUCUUUCACAUUAUAACGGUGGUUUAUUGAUCUGAGGACUAGAAUGGAGAACGAGAUGGCGUGAUUUGAAAGUAAAAUGCUAAAGAUGCUGACCGAUGAAUUGUUUGCGGGUUGUGGACCAACA